CUGUCAACAUUUGUAGCUCUGACACCUCCGAGCUGUCAUAACAACCACUGGUCUGUCUGCUUUAGCCUACAGUCAUGCCAUCCAAAUGUAUCUUUAACCUUUGGAAAUUUAUCAGAAAUUAAUUUUAUGGAUUUUGUUGCUCAGACUUGAACGUGAGUAUGAUUUUUUAAACGACUGUCUGGACUACAGAGAAGAUUAUCAUUUCCUGGCAGAACUGUUAGUUGGCCAUUGGUUAGCGUGUUUGUUUUAUCAGCGUCUGGCCUCACAACAAAAAGAGUCAUGUCUCGUAGGAGUUCUCGCUUGCUGUCCGGUGGCUACUAUAAUUCAGAUGAAGAAUCUGAUUCAAGUUCUGUGACAAAUAUAUCUUACAGAGAAAACACUGUCAAGGUUUUCAAGAAGAAGGCAGGCAACCGCAAAGCGGGCUCACGCACCUCCAGUAGAGCCAACAGCAAUGCAAGCUCUGCUUCCCCUGAGACAUCUGCCACUCCAGAUCUGAAACCAUCUCCCUUGAGCACUCCGACCCAGCCUACCAUGAGAACCAUACCUUACGUCCCCACUGUGGCCACCCCUCGGCCUGCCCUGUCAACAUCAUCAUCCAGGAGCCAGACACCUACUCAAUGCCCAUCAGUAUCAUCAGAAAGAAGUCCUGGGAUCUGCAGCUCCAGUAUGACAGGUUUACACUGUAGACCUAACCACAAGGAGCUGAGUCAAAGUGGCAUAGACAGCUCAGGUUACUCAUCAUCUGAGGGCACUUACAGAAGGCCCAUGCCUGACGCCAGCAGUACCUGCAAAGUCAGCACUAAGAGUGGGGCUCCCACUACUGGAUACAGAAGCAGAGUCAGCAGUGCCUUCAAUUCACUGAUUGACUCAGCCGUACUGAUGGCUGCGGAUGCUCGUUCAAAAAUGCUUCAUGUGAAAGCUUUAGCUAAUACUCCAGUGGGCAGUCGGAUGAAGAAGGCUGGUGGUCUGGUUCUCCUCUUCCUCAUCAUACUUCUAUGUAUUUGGUUGCUCCGUCCUUUGUUCUCCUCCUACAUCUCCCGCGUGACUGUCACAAAGACCCAGUCACAGACAAAACCCAUGAAUCAACCCGUUACCCCUGCCAUUCCUCCUCCUCAACCCACAAUCAUACCCACACCUGUGGUGGAUCCAGCUGUUGUGUCUGCUGCUAUAGAAGCAAAGAUGAAGCAUUUUCUGGUGGAGCUUCAAAUAAAGCAGGAACACCUUCUUUCACAGAUGAAAGAGAGCCAACAGCUGGACAUGCAGGUUAUGAAAGUGAAGCUUGAGGCAGUGGACUCAGAUGUUCGGCACCAUCUGGACCAGCAAGUUGCUGGGCUGGCCAGGCAGAUAGCAGAUUACCAGACAGAUAGCCGCUCUGUUGCUGCCAGUCUCAGCCUCAAGAUCCAAACUUUGGAGGCCCAGAAUGCAGAGUUGUCCCAGAUGUUGUCAUCCAUCCAGUCAAUGCCUCCUCUAACACCCUGUCCUGACACCAGUACCGGUCCAGUCCAGAACCAUCUCACCCCGGAGCUCCAGCAGGCCCUGGAGAAGUGGCUCACUGACCGCGUUAAAGAGAUGGAUGCCAUCAGGCUUGCUGACAAAGGAAGCUGCACAGAGUGCAGACGUCCCAUGGCGGACAAAAUGGCCGACUAUGCCCUGGAAACUCAAGGUGCCAGUGUGAUCAGCACCAGGUGUUCAGAGACGUAUCGUUUUCGUUCUGCAUGUGUGACCCUGUUUGGUUUCCCUCUCUGGUAUCCAUAUGAAAGCCCACGAACUGUCAUUCAGGGUUACCCGGUGCUACUGCCAGGUAAAUGUUGGGCAUUUCAUGGUGUCCAAGGAACUCUUGUCAUCUCUCUCUCACACCCUAUCAAGAUAACUCAUGUGACCCUGGACCACCUCCCACGCUAUAACUCCCCUACAGGACGCAUCGAUUCAGCGCCCAAAGAUUUUGAAGUCUAUGGAAUGAAAAAUGACACAGAUGAAGGUAUGCUGCUUGGGACGUUCACGUACGACGAGAAUGGAGAAUCAACGCAGACAUUUAAGCUCCCUGACCCGAGUGAUGUGGUUUAUCAGCUAGUGGAGCUGCGAGUUCUCUCUAACUGGGGCCACAUCGAAUAUACCUGUCUUUAUCGCUUCCGUGUUCACGGCAAGAUGUUUUCCACAUGAGACAUCAGAAAGAACAAACAGUGUGUUUCAAAAGUAUAAAACUUUAAUUUUAUGCUCUGAUGGGUUCAAGACCAAAUGCUACUGAAAUAUGUUGACUCAUGUCUUUCCUGGGAGACUGCUGUAUGUCUGUCAAUGAGUGUUGCUGAAUUUUUUGAAGGAUUUUGUGAUUGCAUUCUAAUUUUAUAAGAGCUUGUUUUGUGUGAGUAGAAGAUGGAUGGAUGGAUGUUUGGUGCAGUGCACAUUGUCUGGCUAAAAGACAAAAAUCUACCUAAGAAAACCAUUUGGAAGUCUGAGGUUCUGGCAACUUUAUGCUUUCAAUCAUCUAAGCGUGCCACUAGAUAAUUAUUUUAUCACUAUUGUAUUUAUGUGGAUUUGUUUUUGCAUCAUAGUCAUACAGCGCACAAUCCCAGCUGAGAGCCUUUUCAGAGGCACCCUGACAAAUUAGAGGAAGGAAGAAGUUUCUUUAUUUCACACGCCCUUAUUUCUACAGAGGUUUCUGGGAUGUAAAACAUAUUGUUGCAGCAUCCCUCAGGGCUUCCUACCACAUUAUGACAAGUAAUCUUGUAACAUAAAAAGCUUGUUUUGAAUUCAUCCCAUCCAUUUUUGUAUACGUAACAUGAAAUAAUAUAUUCAUUUUCACAAUUUAAAGGUCCAGUUUGUUAUUUACCUCAUGUUUGAAGUGUUUUUAACAGGACAUUUGGAUUUUUGCGUGUCUAAUGGGAUGCAACACCCUCUGAGCAACAAGUAGAAAUUCCCUAGAAGGCAGCAUGAAUGAUCAGUAUUGUUUGUUAUCCUCAGUUAAAAUGUAAUUUAAUAAUGGUAUGAUAGGUCAAAAAUGCAGCUUUUUAAAACGCUCAAACACUUCAGUGUUGGUUUUAUUCUGAUCCUUGAAUACUUGAAGUUAUUGCUAACCUGUCUGUCAUGCUGAACCCAUUAAGGCUGUUUCUGCUUUCGUGUAUGAGACUUAUAUUUCGUAUAACCUACUCAGCCUGAGGGAGAAGUUUAUAUUUAUUAGCAAAACAAGAAUAUCAGUUACAAAUUAAUAAUGUGUGUUUUGGAGAAUCAGACUUGCAACAGCUGUUUGAUUUAAAAUGUUUUUUUUUUCUUUUAAAGAUCAAAUUUUGCCUUUCAACAGGUCGGCAGUUCUUUUUCCAAUUUGCUUGUACAGUUUUACAGCAUGUUUAGACGGAAGAUAGAGGGGGACGUGUAUUAUUUUUACUCUGAGUUGCACUAGAGACUAUGUCAGAUCAUUUCUUGCUAAUUGUCUGUCAGACACUUCAGAUUUGGAUCGUGACAAAGUUGAUUACAACCGAAGCGAUUUACAGAGCUUUUACAAGGCCGCUGAUCUGUUCAUGUGGGUUCUCUUUUCUUUUUUCCUGUUAGAUUUCAGCAAGUCGUUAAGCUUAAAUUGAAUGUUUUUCAAUUUAGAAAAAAAUGACAUAUCAUUGACAUGCAUUCUGAAGAAUAAUUGCACAAAUGAAAGUAAAUUUAGGAAAAAUGUGUUUUCAUUAUGUCUUAUUAGAUUACAUACAUUAUUCAGAAUGUAACCAGUUUUACACAUUCCUGAAAAUGUCCUUGUGCAUCUAUUUCUUUAUUUAAACUGGAAAUGACUGUACUAAAACCAGCCUUUUACUUUAAUGUGUUUUAGUUUUUCUUGUAUGCAUUAGUAUAAAUAUGAUUGUACUAUAGAUUGUGGUACCACAUGUUACAAAAUGUACAUUUUGAGAUGGUAGUCUUGGUCUGGUAGAUUUGGAAGUGCAUUUUUAUACUCAAAACAUAUUUCAUGUGUCAGCUUUUGUUGUUCAGAAGCCUCUUCAGUGAUUCCUCCUAAUUUAUUUGCUUCAGCAAAUGAGAAACUAUUAUGAAGAUCAGUGCUUGAGAUCAGAGAAAAUCAAGUCCACUCCUCCAUCCAUAAAUUGUACUUUUCCAUGUUACAGUAAAAUGCCGAAAGAUCAAUUGUAAGCCUAAAUGUUUGCUAUGUUUAAUAAAACAUUGAAAUUUG
Messenger RNA from Melanotaenia boesemani (Boeseman's rainbowfish), 4162 nucleotides. Its product is annotated as SUN domain-containing protein 2. The record is from RefSeq and is a predicted model, not a curated record. Gene Ontology annotation, biological process: nuclear envelope organization. The coding region runs from base 280 to 2160 and encodes 626 amino acids. Lineage: Eukaryota; Metazoa; Chordata; Actinopteri; Atheriniformes; Melanotaeniidae. Gene Ontology annotation, molecular function: protein-membrane adaptor activity. The transcript is spliced from 16 exons. Gene Ontology annotation, cellular component: meiotic nuclear membrane microtubule tethering complex; nuclear envelope.